CUUGUGAGUGCCAUGGAAGUAUUCGCGUGUAGGUUUUAAACCUUGUUUUUUGUAUCGUAAUUUGAAGAAAAAUUUUCUGUCACAAUUAAUAAUAUAUAUUUACUGAUAAGUAAUUUAAUUUUAACCAUUCUAUCUUCAAAAUCUGUUGUGCAGAAAGUUGAAAUAUAUAUUAAAAUUUAAAAUUAAAUCCGUGAACUGACUCAAAAUAAGUAUUAAGUAGGCUAAAAGUGGUAGCGUCUUUGGCACCAUCGUAUAUAAAAAACUAUUAACGACUCGUCCGGAAAAGGUGGUAACUCAAUUUCUGAGAGGUCUAUUUCUUACUCCUCUUAUGCGACAAACGUAAUGGCAGAGAACGGUUUAAACACCCAAGAUUUGGAAGCACAGAAGAAUGAGAUUUCAGAAUACAUAAAAAAGCCUCUGAAAAAAGGAGAUAUAUGGUAUCUUGUAGAUAGCCGAUGGUUCAAACAGUGGAAGAAAUAUGUUGGUUAUGAUGACUGGGACACUUGUAAUGCAGACAAAGAGAACACCCAUCCGGGUCCCAUCGAUAACUCUGCUCUUUAUAAAGAAGUUGGAAGUGGAGAGUUGAAUGAAUACCUGGUAGAAGAAAUAGGUUAUGUACUACUGCCUCAAGAAUGUUGGGAUCGGUUAGUGUCAUGGUACACACUGUUACCUUCCCAGGAUCCUAUUGCUCGAAAUGUAGUAGAGUAUGGAAUGUUUUCGAAACAAUGUAAGGUAGAAGUUUACUUAAUGGAGGUCAAGCUGUGUCAGAAUAAUGACCUGGAACACUGUAUAAAUCAUAAGUUCAGUAGGAGCAACACUAUAGAACAUGUAGAUAAUGUUUUUGGGUUUUAUUUCCACAGAACAUGUAGUUAA
Molecule: messenger RNA, 873 nt
Organism: Limulus polyphemus (Atlantic horseshoe crab)
Lineage: Eukaryota; Metazoa; Arthropoda; Merostomata; Xiphosura; Limulidae
Product: ubiquitin carboxyl-terminal hydrolase 15-like
Exons: 5
Coding region: 343-873 (176 amino acids)
Molecular function (GO): cysteine-type deubiquitinase activity
Source: RefSeq, a predicted model, not a curated record